Lithohypha guttulata is the source of this 2001-nucleotide messenger RNA. RefSeq lists its product as uncharacterized. Lineage: Eukaryota; Fungi; Ascomycota; Eurotiomycetes; Chaetothyriales; Trichomeriaceae. The transcript is spliced from 6 exons. The record is from RefSeq and is a predicted model, not a curated record. Gene Ontology annotation, biological process: regulation of DNA-templated transcription; DNA-templated transcription. Gene Ontology annotation, molecular function: DNA binding; DNA-binding transcription factor activity, RNA polymerase II-specific; zinc ion binding. The coding region runs from base 1 to 2001 and encodes 666 amino acids.
AUGUGUGCUUCGAGUUCGCGUCCAAUAGCUCCCGCUCCAUCACCGGGCGCAGAGGAAACCGCAAUUGUGCACAGGUCAUCGGCCAAUUCAAGUCUGUCUAGCAAAUCAGGCAUCAAAAGAGCAAGUACAGCCUGCCAGAGCUGCAAGCAAAUCAAGCGCAAGUGUGACCAGCAACACCCAUGCUCAAAUUGUAUCAAAACAGGCACCGACUGUAUCUACGACCAGGCGCAGGAUGGUCGAAGACGAGCCGCCCGCAAGCGCAAUGUCGAGGAACUAGAGCUCAAACGAGAUGCGCUUGACACUAUUCUGGAAUCUUUGCGUGAUCCGGACGACGACAAUGUACAAAACCUAUUGCGACUCAUCCGAAGCAACGCCCCCCUAGACGAGAUCAUACAAUGCGCUUCAGUAAACAAUCAGUACAUAUCCGAGGACCAGCUUGCAUCAUUGGCUGUAGCAGUCGAUUCCGGCUUGUCCAGGAAACCAAUGCUUAGCAUCAACGCAUUAUGCGACAUACCACUGAUCAAAGUACCAGCUCGUCCUUGGACAAAUGUCACGAACGACGACGAUCUCGUUUCACACCUCAUCUCGAUCUAUUUCACUUGGUUUAAUCCUAUCUAUCCUGUCGUGGCCCGCGAACUAUUCGUGGCGCAUAUGACAGCUGGCGAUCCUAACAGUCAGUUUUGUUCGCCUAUUCUUGUCAAUUCUAUGUGUGCUAUGGCUUGCCAAUUUUCCGAUCAUCAAGAAGUCCUUACUUCACCCGGGGAUCAUGCCACUCGUGGAAAAGGAUUCCUCGAAGAAGCAAUGAAACUAUGGACUGCGGAAAUAGGACGGCCAGCUCUAACUACUUUACAAGCAGGACAGCCUUUAGCUGUGGCUCUCACCAUAAUCGGCAAAGACAGGAUAAGCACGUCGUACAUCGAUCAGAUGAAUGACAUGGCAGCAGACCUGGUCUUCGGCGCUCAGAGGGCGGAUUCAGCCUUACAAUCACUGGACAUGCAGAAGUCUCUGCGUCUCGCAAUUUGGUCAUUGUAUGAAUUGAGUGUUGACUACAGUAUCACAUUUAUGAGAACCCGAAGCUACAACACACCAGCCGUAGAUCGGGCACGAGUCGUUGAUGAUGUGUUCAAAUUCGAUUCCAACUGGUUUCCAUAUCCCGAGAGCGAACCUGUAUCCGCGGUGGAUUUUGAAACCUGUGCGAACCUACAAUACGACCUUCAUGUGUUAAGCGCGGACAUUGCAAGCUAUCUCUUUGACAGCAAAGAUAGAAGACAUGUAUUAAACGACAACCUUGGCGACUUUGAUAGACGCUUGAAGACAUUUGCAGCUUGUCUGCCACAACCGGACGACGAUCAGAAAUUGAACCCUUACAUUAUGGAUAUUAACCUGUCGUAUCACUCCCUAAGGAAUGCAUUGUUCAACUUCUUCAAAAGCGACGAGUCUCCUACAGACGGGUCUUGGAGAAGCAAGGAAACUGAACGAUAUGCUCGUGAGCAGUGUAUACUUUCAGCACGAGCUGCGUCCGGGCUCUUCAAAGUGUAUCUACAGAGAUAUGGAUCGAGGAGCUUUACGAUUGGGAUGCCUCAAGUAGCCGUCUCGAUGGCUUACAUGCUUAUAGAGGAGCUCGACGAACCUGAAAUACAGGACCUCUUUCACGACAUGUGUCUGAUCAUCACUGCAACAGCCAGGAAGUGGUUCAUCAUGCGUGGACACGCACGAAUGCUAUUCAUUACAGCUGAGCAAAAGAAGCAGGUCAUACCCGAACGCACACGAAGGAUUCUGAGCCGUAUUGCCCUCGACUCUUGGGGCCCAGACAGCCACAAGUUUUUCGAGACAAGCAAGUACCCAAAUUAUGCUCUAGCACGAGGUGAUGAUCCCAGGAUUGCCGCGAUGGGGGAUUUGCUAGAGCGAUGGCGGGAUUUCGGCCUGGAACCUACGAUGGCCGAUACGACCCCUGGUACCGAGCUUGACCGUGCACGUAGGGGCUUCGCUCAAGAGCACUAG